AUUCCGUACACACUUUCCAGUUCCCAGACGUCCCGGCAAUGGAUUUGUCCACCGGAGUUGCUCUUUUGAGCAUGUUCAGCUUAAAUAUUCAACUGGAACCUUCUCCUGGCGAGAUGGAGAAAAGAUAUGAAGCUGAGACCAAACUCCGCGAGGACAUUACAAAACGAUUCGAUGACACAAUGCCCAUCAAGAAAGACGGAUACCUCCAACUGAUUCCUCUACUUCACGUAGAUCAUAUCCAUGAUAUACAAGAUGAACAGGGUGUCUUGAAAAUGGCUCUGACAUUCACUUUUACUUGGAUGGAUGAACGCCUCAUGUGGAAUCCGUCAAACUACUCAGGAAUCCGAACUUUCUCAACAACACGCCACGAGAUGUGGAGAAAAAAGUUCUGGACUCCAACCUUGAUGAUGACCGAUGUACCAAAUUCACGCAGACCAUCUGACGUUUUCAAGCCUUUCGAUAUGGAUAUCUACAUCUCCUCAAGUGGAAUGGUCCGGACAAGUGCUCGAAUGAUGCUCACAAUCCCGUGUCGCACUGGAUUCGGAAGCUAUCCGAAUGACUACAAAAACUGCACAUUCACACUGAUGUCACCGUAUUACGCAGAUCAAUUCCGCUUCGCCCAAUGGGGUGGCGCCGAGUUCACCAGAUACCUGAUGUCCUCCCGUGUGACCGAUGUUCUAGACUUUCAGCUGAUCAACAUAGAUACUCGGAACUAUUACAUGUUCUUGGGCUCAGAAGUUGUUGACGAUUUUUCCAAGUUCAAGCCGAGACAUUGCCGAUCAUUUUAUCGAUACAAUUUGGUACUGAAAAGGGUCAACAAAUUUGUGAGUGUACAGCUUAUUGCACCGAUUUCGGUGAUUGCGGUUUUCCUCGCGAUUUCCGGCUUCCUACCCCACUUCUACGGUCUAGUUUGUGCUGGAAGCGCAUUAGUAUAUGAAACUAUCUUCACCUAUGAUGUCGAGCAAGUUCUGCCAAAAGAUUAUAGUGGAAUGCCAAUGAUUGCAAUCCUCCUGUGUUUCCUUUUCGCCGAGACAAUUGUGCUCCUAGCCUGGAAAGUGUUCUCAAUAAACACGCGAAGUCACACAGUUUUCACAGCAUUUCCAGAAUAUUUCGAUGAUGAAAUUACGUCCAAAAAGGAGAAGCUUCUGAAGUUCGUGAUUUGGGUUGACAAAUUUCUGAUGGUCGCACUUUUCGUUCAAAGUUUUGUUGUCAUGUAUUUGGCUCGAAUCUGAUGUGAUCUAAUAAAGUUUUUGAAAUGAAACAGCAAAUUU
Messenger RNA from Caenorhabditis elegans, 1271 nucleotides. RefSeq names its product Acetylcholine receptor-like protein cup-4 (gene lgc-28). The record is from RefSeq and is marked reviewed. Gene Ontology annotation, cellular component: cytoplasmic vesicle membrane; postsynapse; membrane. The transcript is spliced from 8 exons. Gene Ontology annotation, biological process: excitatory postsynaptic potential; monoatomic ion transport; monoatomic ion transmembrane transport. Bases 39 to 1232 code for a protein of 397 amino acids. Gene Ontology annotation, molecular function: monoatomic ion channel activity; extracellular ligand-gated monoatomic ion channel activity; transmembrane signaling receptor activity. NCBI's taxonomy places the organism in Eukaryota, Metazoa, Nematoda, Chromadorea, Rhabditida, Rhabditidae.